GUGUUUCCAGAAGCUUUUGAUUAGAAAACAUUACAAGCUACAUGACGCAAAAUUUACCUAUUUCCUCAAUAUCAACCAAAUCAACAUCCAGCCCUCCUCGCUGCAUUAUAAAAUCCUUUGAGUACAAACUCCCGAAAUAAUAUUAUACGAUGGCCGACGACAGUACGCCGAGUAUUCCAACAGCGACCAACACUCCUAUCGCUCCAGUUGCCAUAUUCAAAAAACGAGGCGCAAAGGGGAAAGCCAAUAUCCGAAAACGCCCAGCGACACCACCGCCUGCCGACAGCGACAGUGACGAUUAUACAUCAUCCGAAGACGAAUCAGGACAACGGGUCAUGCGACGCAAGAAGAAUACUGCGGUAGUGACAGCUUCAUCCAAGGAUAAUGUAACACGAACCGACCGAAAUCACGGCGCCACCGUCUUCGAAGCCGAUCGUAAUGUACCUAUCACAAGUACAAACGAUGCUACAAAACAGACAAAUUGGUUUGAUGAGGACGCAAAUCUACUAGGAAAGACGCGACCUCUCCCCAAAUCCAAAGAUGCAACGGCAGACCCUUCCAUACAACCCGAUGGGACCUACAAAGGCCUCGCCAACCAGACCAAAUUCAUACAGAAAAAUCCGAAUGCGCCCAAUCGGACGGUUGGGCCUAUUAAGGCUGCCACCAACAUCAGGACCAUCACAGUCACCGACUUCGCGCCUGAUGUAUGCAAAGACUACAAGCAGACAGGCUUCUGUGGGUUCGGGGAUAACUGCAAGUUCCUGCAUGCUCGUGAGGACUACAAACAAGGUUGGCAGCUAGAUAAGGAUUGGGAAAACGUAAACAAGGGGAAGAAAACCCUAGGCGGAAAAGUAAUGGCCAGCGCCAAUCGCGGCGCGAAUGCCGACGAAGCUGACGUUGACGCAGCCGAAGAAGCUUUACUAGAGAAGAUACCGUUCGCUUGUAUCAUCUGCAAGGGGCCGUAUAAGGAGCCCAUUGUGACUAGAUGUCAACACUACUUCUGCUUGCCGUGCGCAUUACAGAGGUAUAAAAAAGAUCCGAGCUGUGCUGCCUGCGGCGCGGGUACGGGAGGUGUUUUCAAUACUGCGAAGACGCUGGCCAAAUUAUUAGAGAAGAAAAAGGAACGACAAGCGAAGAAGCGACAGAAAGCGAUUGAAGCAGGGGAAGACGUAUCCGACGAGGAAGAGGUGCCGGGGAAGUGAUUAGUUGGUUACAGUUCCAUGACGAAAUCAGUACAAGAUAGCCUUGAAGUUACUCGAAGCUAAGAUAUUGGCAAGCUACAUAGGCUAUAGUACAUAUCUAAACAGUCGAGAUAUCUGGCCCGAGGCUACUUUCGGUAACAGAUACUACCUUCAAUGUUCAAGCGGCUGAGAACUGGAUAUUAUAGCAGUACCUAAAGUGCCGCUCAUCCCUUACUUCGCAGCUCGGCACUAUAUGUUGGACAUCGGUACACCUCCUCGAACUUAGUCGAUGCCCGAGCAAGUAAAACAGCUUUUAUAGAAAUCCAGAUUUUAUCUAAAAUGCCCUUUUUAGAACGUAUAUUCAGU
This is a messenger RNA of Daldinia decipiens, 1547 nucleotides long. RefSeq lists its product as uncharacterized. Lineage: Eukaryota; Fungi; Ascomycota; Sordariomycetes; Xylariales; Hypoxylaceae. Gene Ontology annotation, biological process: snoRNA splicing. Gene Ontology annotation, cellular component: U2-type spliceosomal complex. The transcript has a single exon. Gene Ontology annotation, molecular function: metal ion binding. Bases 150 to 1202 code for a protein of 350 amino acids. The record is from RefSeq and is a predicted model, not a curated record.